This is a messenger RNA of Engraulis encrasicolus (European anchovy), 401 nucleotides long. RefSeq names its product heterogeneous nuclear ribonucleoprotein A1-like 3. Gene Ontology annotation, cellular component: nucleus. The transcript has 5 exons. Gene Ontology annotation, biological process: 3'-UTR-mediated mRNA stabilization. Gene Ontology annotation, molecular function: RNA binding. Bases 30 to 401 code for a protein of 123 amino acids. NCBI's taxonomy places the organism in Eukaryota, Metazoa, Chordata, Actinopteri, Clupeiformes, Engraulidae. The record is from RefSeq and is a predicted model, not a curated record.
CUGAAAGACUGGUCGUCCCAUCAGUGACCAUGGACGCGAGGGUGUACAUCUGUGCUCCAAAGCAAUACAUGGAGAAGCUGAAUGAAAUUGGCGAAUGGGACCAUGGGCUUUUCAUCAAGAGGUUGAAUCCCUAUGUAACCAUAGACACCCUUGAGUCUUACUUUGAGAAGUGGGGGACAGUGAUAUUCUGUGACGUUAAAACGGAGUGUACCUCUGGCUUCCCCAGGGGCCUGGCCUACGUGGGCUUCUGUAGUGAGGAGGAGGCGGAUGCGGCCGAGGCGGCCGGACCUCACAAGCUGGCCGGCAUGGAGGCAGUCGUCAAGAGGGUCAUCAGUCCCAAGGUUAGGCAUACAGUAGAACAGAAAAAAGUCAAAUGGAUUGUGUACAGAAGUUGUGAAUAA